AUGUCUAUUUAUAAAACCUUUUCACAAAGUCUGAAAAUCAGCCCACAAACUUCUCCAGAGAAUCCAGUUUUACACCGAAAUCACUCUCCAUUUAAUUUUCAUAUCAGUCCAUCAGCUAUUACCCUCCCAAAACAUAAGAAAAACGUGCUCUCUACAACUUCUCCUUAUGAAGCUCCGCUUUUAAUAAAGAAAAACCAUCCAAAAAUCCAUAAAAAAAUUAAUUCAGAGUUCAGUAAAAGUUUCACUUUAUCUAAACUCAGCAAUUCUAACCAUUCCUUAAAUACAAGCACUAUUAUACAUUUUUUAAUUAUUUUUGCCUAUUUUUAUAACUCUAUACCCUUUAUUUUCAUAUAAAAAUUAGGUGCCAAGCCUGUAUAGCCUAAUUAUUAUAAAUAUUUAAACGAUAUACUCCAGAUCUUUAUUUUAAUCAACGAGGAGACACGACAGACUCAACUUUAUCCUCAAUAGACAAAAACAGAGAAAUUUCAUCAUUAGAAUGCAGACUGAUAGAAAAAAUCAAAAAUAAUAGCCCGAUCUCACAUGGGAAAUUUAAAGUAUACCAGGAAAUAUGAAAUGAGUUAUUGAUGUUUUCUAAUCCAUUAACUAAAAUUUUAGUCAAUAUAAAAAAAGGAUAUGAGGAGUGAAUUGAAUACCAGGCUAAAGAAUUGCAAAAUAAAGCUGAAUUAGCUAGCCAAUUAGAGCAAGAAAGGAUUUCUGUUAAGCUUUUUAGCAAAAGAUUUAUAGCAAUUGCCCGAGGAUGGCACUAUCUCGCGCCAUCCUCGGGCAAUUUAAAAAAAUGGCCCCACAUCGGGAAUUGAACCCACGUGUGGGGCCAUUUUUGGUAUUUGGAGAACAUCGACUUCCACGCACCAAAAAUGGCCCGACACGUGGGUUCAAUUCCCGUGUGGGGCCAUUUUUGAAUUGCCCGAGGAUGGCGCCAGAUAGCGCCAUCCUCGGGCAAUUACUAUAAAAAGCUUGCGAGGGAAAAUUUAUUGCUUAUGAAGGAAAGUGAAUUAAUAAUAUUAAAGGUGGAGUCUGUUUUAUAAUAAAAUGAGAGACUGAAUAAAUAAGAAAAAUAUUUUAUUUCUAUCUAUAAGAAUAGAGUUAACUACAGCAUUAAAAGACAAAGAUAUCACAAUAGGGGAAUUAAGUGAGCAUAUCAAAAUGCUAUUGAAAAAUAAUAAAAAAAUAAAAAUCAAAGCAAGAAAAGAUAUAUAGUUAAGUGCACUAUUUAGGGAUUGGGUUCAACACGUGGAGAAAUCUUUUAGGUGUUGGACCAAAAUCCGAUGUGGAGCAAUUCUGAUCGUAAUUCUGCAUGCGGAUUUUGGUUCCACAUGUGGAAUGAUUUCUCAACGUGUAGAACCUAAGCCUUAAAUAGUGCAAUGAACUAUAGAAAAUUUAAAUAAGCAGCUGCAAAGUGAUAGAGAAGAAAUAAACAAAAAUAAACAAAAAAUCAUAGAAUUAACUGAGAAUUUACAAUAUUAUAAGAAUUUAUUGAGGAAUAAGAGAACUAGCAGCAUUGUUUUAGACGAGCCUACAGAUAAUGAUAUCUCUAGAAAAUCAUCGAAUCAGUCCAUGAAUUCUUCGAGCGCUGAUGCUAUGCAUAGACCUCUCACAAUAAGUCUUUCUUUAGAAACACUCAAUGAAAGUGAUAAAGGAGGCUCAGAUUUAGUAUAUAGCCCUUCGGCCGAUCGCAGUCCUUGCUUUAAAGAAUCUGAUACUCGAAUUUCAGAUGAAACUCCAUUUCGUGAUCUAAAUUCAGCUGAAACCCCAUUUCAUGACUCAAAUUCCUCAACCCCCUUUAAAUUUAAUUUAUAAUUGUUAGAAUUUCUCGUUAAUUUUCUUAAAUUUUAAGGUAGCUUUGGUUCUAAAGAUAAAUUUUAUAAAAUAUUAAAAAAAAAAUAAUCGCUUUAAUUUCAAGCAAAAAUAUUGCUCGUUUUAAAACAUGGGGAGUCAGAAAAUUGCCCAUUCCCGAUAGCCAAGAAAUAA
Messenger RNA from Blepharisma stoltei, 1989 nucleotides. The record is from the annotation of a GenBank genome assembly. Lineage: Eukaryota; Ciliophora; Heterotrichea; Heterotrichida; Blepharismidae.